CUUUCGCCUGGAUUUCUUAUUCACGGUGAAAAGGUAUACCUACUAGUAGGCAGCAUCGCCCAUCCAGUCACUCUCGUGAAUCCCCUUGUCAGCGCUUCGCCUGAGGAACCAUCGACAGCCGACUCAUUCAGGGGCUUCUCCCGAUCAGCGCCUCCGGACGGACCAUGGCGCACCGAACGGAAAAGAGCCAAUUGAAGCGGCCUCGCGGCUCGCUGCCCGAGGACGAGACCGACACCAAGAAGCCUCGCCGCUCCGAUCGCCUGGCCCAGGUCGAUCCCGACAAGACGCCCGUGUCGCGCGAGCAUCACCUGCCGUCUCCCGUCACAAACAACGCCACCGACGGCUCGACCGAGCUGCCCAAGGAACACACCGCGACGCCGCCCGUCGCUGCGGCCGAUGAGCUGACGCCCCGAAAGGCCCCCGAAGGGCUGGGCCAGAGCCAGGCGCUGUCGUCGCCGCCGCAGGACACCCAGCCGCUGAGCCAGUUCAUCGACCGACAUCCGGCCCUCUCUGACGAAGUUGUUGACGAGCUCAAGGAGGGCGUCUGGGGUUACCUGGUGCCCCUCGAUCCCAAAUACGGCGACAAGCCUCUGGUGCUAAAGAAACGCGUCGCAUGUCCCAUUCCGGAUGACGUUGAAGCUCUUUCGGACGGCACCGUUCAGAGCAAGAGCGAGAGCAAGAAUUCAAAGCCCGUCAAGGACGAGGAGACAUAUGAAAAGACCAAAGUCAAGGGUGUUGCAGCUGGUGGAUAUCUGAUCGGCCGUCACCCCGAGUGUGAUGUGGUCGUCAGCGAAGGAGUCGUGUCCAACCGACACUGCCUUAUAUUCGCAGAAAACGUUGGCACGGAUACCGUGGCCGUUGUCGAGGAUGUCUCCAGCAACGGAACCUACGUCAAUGAGGCCCUCGUCGGGCGCAACCAGCGUCGCGAGCUGCAGGACCAGGACGAGAUCGCUGUUCACGGCAAAGCGAGAUUCGUCUUCAGAUACCCCCAGAGCCGGCAAACGAGCGCCUUCUCACAACAGUACACGCUCUUGGACAAGCUCGGCAAGGGCCACUUCGCAGAGGUCUAUCUGUGCGUAGAGAAGUCGACCGGCAAGCGAUACGCCGUCAAGAUCUUCACACAGCAUCCCGGCAAGGACAACAGGUCCAAGACGGAAGGCCUGCAGCAGGAAAUUGGCGUCCUUAUGGGUGUCAGCCAUCCCAAUGUCCUCUGUCUCAAGGAUACUUUUACUGAGCGCGACCACGUCUACUUGGUCCUCGAGCUGGCGCCUGAAGGCGAGCUGUUCAACUACAUUGUUCGGAAGCAGAAACUGAGCGAGGAUGAGACGAGAAAGCUUUUCCGUCAACUCUUCCAAGGCGUCAAGUAUCUGCAUGACCGUAACAUCGUGCACCGAGAUAUCAAGCCAGAGAACAUCCUUCUUGUGGACCAGGAUCUGCAUGUGAAGCUGGCCGAUUUCGGACUGGCAAAGAUCAUUGGGGAAGAAUCGUUCACGACGACGCUUUGCGGGACCCCCAGCUACGUCGCCCCUGAAAUUCUGGCUGAUGGAAAGCAUCGAAAAUACACCAAGGCCGUCGACAUCUGGUCGCUCGGCGUUGUGCUGUACAUCUGCCUCUGCGGCUUCCCGCCAUUUUCUGAUGAGCUCUACUCACGAGACUUUCCUUUUACGCUCUCCCAGCAGAUCAAAAGCGGACGCUUCGACUAUCCAUCACCGUACUGGGACUCUGUCGGUGAUCCAGCCCUCGACUUGAUCGAUUCCAUGUUGAUCGUGGACCCGGAGCGCCGAUUCACCGUCGACCAAUGUCUGAAGCAUCCGUGGCUUAACGCCAACGCACCGGCCGUGAACGACAGCACUGGCGGGCUUGUAGACGGCAUUGGGGGCCUGGAGGUCAAUCGCCGAGCUCCUGUUCGAGAAAGGACAUUGCUGGCUUCUGUCAAUUCCGUCUCUAUCGCUGCUGAGAUCGAUGGCGGCAACAAGGGCACCCCCAUCAAAGUGUUUUCUAAGAACAAACACAAGGCGAAUGUUCCCCACGAAGCCGGUCCGGCCCAUCACCGGGCGCCCGAAGAAUUUAUGGAAAUGGGCGGCAAGGGAGACCAACAGCUGUUUGACGAUGACACCGGGAGCAUCUACCCUUCUGCCGACAUUGCUGCGAAGAAGAAGGAAGCGGACAAGCAGCCAAACGGCAAAUGAACGAUAUGACGACUCAUCAGCUGGCAACAGCCAGCAUCUCCUCCGCUCAACUUGGUUGCUCUCGGUCAAUCAUCAGAGCUUUUUUGCAUGUAUAUAUAGAAUUGGCGAGUCGGUUUUGGUAUGGGAGAUUUUGGCCCGGGACUUGUUUUUCUUUCUUCGUUUUCAUCACCAUCCUCCUCAUCUCUCUCUGAUUUCCGUCGCUACAUCUCCUUGAGCCAUUUCCGCUUUCCAGUUCCCUGGUUUUAUGCUGUGUUUGUUUUUCUUUUUGUUGGGAUAUCUGCGGAACACAUGAACUUGUUUAGGGAGCUCUGUUAGGAGGCCAGCUGUCUCCUCUGGGCCUUGGUAAAGGGUCUACUCUGGCCAUUUGGGCCAGGAUAAGGAGUUGCGCCUUUGAGGCUCUU
Trichoderma reesei QM6a is the source of this 2590-nucleotide messenger RNA. RefSeq names its product SMAD/FHA protein kinase. The transcript has 5 exons. Gene Ontology annotation, cellular component: nucleus. NCBI's taxonomy places the organism in Eukaryota, Fungi, Ascomycota, Sordariomycetes, Hypocreales, Hypocreaceae. Gene Ontology annotation, biological process: protein phosphorylation; mitotic DNA damage checkpoint signaling. The record is from RefSeq and is a predicted model, not a curated record. The coding region runs from base 165 to 2189 and encodes 674 amino acids. Gene Ontology annotation, molecular function: protein binding; ATP binding; protein serine/threonine kinase activity.